GACAAUUUUCCCGCAGAGCCCAAUUACAUGGGCAGCAGGCAGCAGUUUGUUCAAAGUAGCUCCACGUUUAAGGACCCAGAAAGAGCCAGCCUGAGAGACAGUGGGCACGGGGACAGUGAUCAGGCUGACAGUGACCAAGACACUAACAAAGGCUCCUGCUGUGACAUGUCUGUUAGGGAGGCACUCAAGAUGAAAACUACUUCAACUAAAAGCCAACCACUUGAACAAGCAUUCCCGACUUUGCUUUCCUUUGCUAUCCUCACCCUACACACCAUCACAAGUAGACUUCAGUCUGUUGAUCUGCUUCCUCCAGAACCAGAAGAGUGUGUUAAUUGCACAGAUGAAUGCCGAGUGCUUGGUCAUUCUGACAGGUGCUGGAUGCCACAGUUCCCUGCAGCCAAUCAGGCUGAAAAUGCAGAUUACCGCACAAAUCUCUUUGUACCUACAGUUGAAGCUAAUGUUGAGACUGAGACUUACGAAACUGUGAAUCCCACUGGGAAAAAGACUUUUUGUACAUUUGGAAAAGACAAGCGAGAGCACACUAUUCUCAUUGCCAACGUUAAACCUUAUUUAAAAGCCAAACGUGCCCUGAGCCCUCUCCUCCAAGAGGUCCCCUCAGCAUCAAGCAGCCCAACCAAGGCAUGCAUCGAGCCUUGCACCUCAACAAAAGGCUCCCUGGAUAGCUCUGAAGCAAAACCAGGAGCCCUGGCUGAAGCAAGCAGUCAGUACUUGCCCACUGACAGUCAGUAUCUGUCGCCUAGUAAGCAACCAAGAGACCCUCCCUUCAUGGCUUCUGAUCAAAUGGCAAGGGUCUUUGCGGAUGUGCAUUCCAGAGCCAGCCGGGAUUCCAGUGAGAUGGGUGCUGUUCUUGAGCAGCUUGACCACCCCAACAGGGAUCUGGGCAGAGAGUCCGUGGAUGCAGAGGAAGUUGUGAGAGAAAUUGAUAAGCUUUUGCAAGACUGCCGGGGAAACGACCCUGUGGCUGUGAGAAAGUGAAAAAAAAAAAAAAAAAAAAAAAGGCAUUGGCAUUUUCUUGUCUCUUCUGUUGAUUUAAAGAUGAUUCCUCCUGGUGAUAACCCAUUUUACAGGGAUGAAGAAAGACCAAUGCUGCUUUAAGGCUUUUAGUGAACAUCUGAAGUGCCCACAAGUAUGUUCUUCCCACUGCUGUUUCUUUUUCAGAGAUAACAAUGGUUUCGUUUUGACCAAACUUAUAUUAGGACAGAAUUAUUGAUGCUUAAAGAGAAAAGAAAAAAGGGAAGAAAAAGGAGAGAAGAAAAAGGAGGAUAAGAAGAAUUACCUUUUGACAAUCUGUUAGGAAGGUAUGCAGUGUGAGAAAUGAAGUAUUUCUGAUCACUCUCAGACUGUCCUCCGUGAUUUAUGCUGACUUAACUGUUUACCUAUAAACCCCAUACAAAGCAGGGUCAUAAUUUGUGAUCUGUGGUGGAUUUCUAGCAGUCAUCACAGGCUUCUACUGAAAGUCCUGAAAAGACCUUGCAGUAGUCCAAGCUACACCAAACAUUAACACGUAUUUGUGGUAAACAUUUCUGUAUAAAGUUACCUGACACACAUAUAAACACAAGGAACAUUCCAUAUCAUUAGUCAAAAACAAAAAUAAAAACAACAACAAAAAAAAAACCUUUGGUCAUUUGUAAGACAUCUCAUGUCGUAUAAAAGUUAAAUGUAAAAAGAUAUAGUCCAUUUUGUCCUGCACACACGUAGACUAAUUCACGUCAUUAAAGGAGAAGAAAAUUUAAAGAUUUAAAAUGCCUAUUUAGCAUUUUAGUGUCCAACAAAGAUUUAAACAAUGAUGAGUAUGUUUUAAAUUUGACAUAGAAAAGUUCUAAAAAUUAGUUACCAUUGAGUGGUAAGAUUCAGAGAAAAUUAACUGGAUUAAUAUGUUUUAUUCAUUUGUGGACACUAAAAUAGCUCAGGAGAGUGAAAAUGUCUUAGACAUACACAAGUCACAUGACCAUUUAAAUGUGCAAAUGUAAGAAGAUUCAAUGUGUUUACAUCAAAUGACAUAUUUUUUAUUGAUUUAUUGCAGAUUCAGUGCAUAUGAGCCAAAUUGUUGAGUGUAUAAGAGCUAUAUUGUGUAUUUUAUUAAAUUAAUAUAUAGUUGUGUUGCAAAAAUAUUUGGGCUUAUAUUGUAAAUGGCAAGUGUUGCCUCGGUAGCUGUCGAACUCUAUGAGUUUUGUUUUUUCCUGCUUCCUUUUCCCCAUGGAGUGUGGGAAGCAGUGCCUCAGAGCAAAGUCUCUUGUUUAAUGUAUAGUCUACCAAGUACUACAGUACAUAAUCUGUUCAAAAUGUGUUUGAGUGAGCUGAUGGAGCUAACUGAAAGGUCAAAAAAUACAUCCAUCAGUCAUGGUUAUGUGCAAGUCCUUGUAGAAGAUUUUAUUAAAGUCAUGCUAAAUCACAAGAAUUAACAUUUGUACCAAUAUCUGAAACUCUUCAUGUUUUUUCAAUAACAUACAGCUUCUGCCUAUGUAGAUAUUAUACCAUCAGUUGGUUCUCAAAGUAUUUUAAGUGGUUCAGAUGUGUGUUCCCAUUAAAUUUCAAAAACAUGAAAAAUGCUUUAAUGCAUGUAUGUACCAGCAGUGGUUACUUGCAUUGUGUAGUGUUUUUCAAGAGGUCUGUGUCUUAACAAAAUGUUUUCCUUUAUCUCAGUGCUCUUCUGCCUCUUUUUUGUUGGUGUCCUUUGAGAACAAUACACCUUCUAUUCCUUCAUUUGGUUACACCUUUUCUUGUGACAUUUAGCGAGUUUCAAACUUAAUUCCAUAUGAGGCUAAGAAACCUCAAAUUUCAGGAAUUGGGAAAAAUAAAAUUAGCACUUGCAGAAGUAGCAGCAGAUGGGAAAAUGCCUUGAUUGACAUUUUCUUUCAGCAUUUAAAAUUUUUGGCAUUUUACAGCUUCAUGACAAACAGUUUUGUGCCCAUACCUUAGAAAAUGUGGUGCUGAGUUAAAUAAAGGCUGUUUGAGCACUGGAGCAGAAAAAUGCAUUAUUUGCAAACUGGUGGAGAAUUUUGUGCCUUCUCUUCUGGCCACCAAGCCAGUGUAGAAACAGCAUAAAUGUCAUAAAAAUUCUUAUAUUUAAAACAAAAACAAAAGCAAAAACAAACAUUGAAUUAAAUUAAGUUUUGUAAUUUUAAACUUUAAAAACUUCUACUGAAAAUACUUCCAUCAAAUGCCAUCAAUAUUUUAGACUGUACCUCGUUUGCAGAACUGCUUUGAGAGAGAAGAGUGGACAACUCCCAUCAGCCUUAUUCUCUUGAGAACUAUAUUUUGGUUCCUAGUAACAGCCUUUCCAAAGCUCUACUCUUGGUGUUUAUUACUCAUAAAUGUUUAAAUUAGAAAAGAAGGGAUCUUGUACAUGUGAAACCUAAUUGACUCUCUAUAUUUUGGACAAUUUAUGUAUCUGAAAUGUGUUGUCUCUGUUAUAUGACGUUAUUUUUGCCAGGAGACUACAGGUUGAUUUAGCUUGAUAGCUGAAAUUUGAUGGAAAACUGAUUUCCAUUUAGUCUUACCAAGUGUUGCCUCUCUCUUACUAGACAGAUAACCACUUAGUAAAAUCUAAAGCAGUAUGUAAAUGAAAUCAGCAAAGAGAGUAGGGUUUAUUUUUUAAACAUUCUUAAUGCUAAGUAACCAGUUGUUCAAUUUAUUAUAUGUGUCUGAGGACAUUAAAACACCAUAAGAUUUUAAGAAUUGGUUGUGCCAAUGUGUGAGGGAUUUACCUUUAGGCUCUCUGUCACCAGUGAUUUACUAGUGUUAGCUGUUUAACACAUUAUCUGUAUUUAGUAGUGAUUAUUUAUUUACAAGUUGGUGGUAAUACAGCAGUCAGGACUCUAAGCUUUUAUAGUUGAAUUGAAGAAAUCUCGCUUUCAUUCAUUUAGCUGGCAACUGCCUUUAUCGCAGACCUCUGGUGCUUGGCUUUCAAGGAAGCCUAUGAGAUGCCAAAAUCACACCUUUAGGGAACAACUUGCUCUAAUAGGUGAUGCAUGAGCAAACAGUGAGAUUUGAAGGGGUUUUAGCAUAAUUUAGAAUGUGAAAAAAAUAUCAGUUCACAUCUUUCAAGUACUAACCCCUCAAAAAUAUCCCACACAUACAAAAUAUGUGAUGUGAUACUACUUUAGUUCUUUUAGGUCUUUAAGUAACUGAAGUUAAGCACAGAAAAAAAAAAAUCACUUCAUGGAAAUUUCAGUAAGAAACCCAAACUUCUAAAAAUUGCAUACAGAUGAAUUAAAAAAAAAAAUCAGCAACAAAAUAACUUUUUCAUCAGUUAAAAGUAGUGAGAAUCUGUGUUAGUUAUACCUAUACCAAAGUAAACAUUAAAGAGACAUAUCAUGCAAUUUCAAAGAAUUCUUUCAUGCUAUUUCUUAACCUGACACUUCUAACUUUAUUGCAGGCAAUAGACAAAGAUUGGCUCACUACUCCAUAGGUUAAUUGAAUUCCUGGUUGAGAAACUAACUUGUUUUGUUUUCCAAAAUUAGCUGAAAUCUUGUAAAACAUGACUUCUCUUUAAAGGAUCUAGACAUUGCUCAAUUUAAAAUAUGGCACCAUAAAAAAAGCCAUGUAGUAAUAGAGCAUAUGCUAUUUUAGAACCAGGUUAAAAGCUGUUUGUUAUCUAAUAGAGUAGAAGUUACUGAGUUCAACAAAUACACAGGUCUGGCAUAAUAUAUGCCCAGUCAUAAUUGUCUGAUUAUAUUCUUUUGACAACAGACAGCAUUUAUCAGAGCAUUAAUGCAAAUGAGAGUUUUGGCUAUCAAGAUGUGUUGAUUCGAAAUAUAAUUGAAUGAGACCUGAUUAAAGUCUGACUUUCCUGGCCCCAGUGUUUUGCAGGUUGGCUAUUUCCAUUAUCAACCCAUCACUCCAUAAGGUUCUUAGCUGCACCAAGUGAUUGGUGAACAAGAAUAACAACAAAAGCAGCAUACAUUGUAUGGAUUUAUCUCAACGCUAUUGUUUAAUGGCUGUGUUUAAUGUGACCUAUCUGGAAAAUGAGGACUCUGAAUAAAAACCUAUUACUAAUA
Mandrillus leucophaeus (drill) is the source of this 5021-nucleotide messenger RNA. It is a transcript of the gene PCDH17, whose product is annotated as protocadherin 17. Bases 28 to 996 code for a protein of 322 amino acids. Lineage: Eukaryota; Metazoa; Chordata; Mammalia; Primates; Cercopithecidae. The record is from RefSeq and is a predicted model, not a curated record. The transcript is spliced from 4 exons.